This is a messenger RNA of Cucumis melo (muskmelon), 2254 nucleotides long. RefSeq names its product adagio protein 3. Lineage: Eukaryota; Viridiplantae; Streptophyta; Magnoliopsida; Cucurbitales; Cucurbitaceae. Gene Ontology annotation, cellular component: nucleus; cytosol; SCF ubiquitin ligase complex. The record is from RefSeq and is a predicted model, not a curated record. Gene Ontology annotation, biological process: circadian rhythm; response to blue light. The coding region runs from base 239 to 2023 and encodes 594 amino acids. Gene Ontology annotation, molecular function: protein binding. The transcript is spliced from 3 exons.
AUCACUUCCAUUUUCAGGUUCUGACGGAAGAAAAAAAGAAACCGGCGAAUGCCAAUGGCGAAAAACGAUGAUGAACCGGAGCUUCAGAGCUCCGGCAAGAGGCUUAAAUGCUCUAAGCACGAUGAUGAACGAUACCAUCUUGGUAAUGAAGAAGAAGAAGAGGAACAGGUAACUGAACUUCCAUUGAAGCCUGGGCUUUUCUUCUACCCAAUGGCACCAACUUCUUUCGUCGUCUCUGAUGCUCUUGAGCCCGAUUUCCCAAUCAUCUACGUCAACAAAGUCUUCGAGAUCUUCACUGGGUACCGUGCCGAUGAGGUCCUGGGCCAGAAUUGAAAAGGCGGUGGGUCUAUGGAGAAUUUUGGUGAGUCUGAUUAAGGAGAUGGCUAUAAAUUCUCCCCUGACUUCAUCCAAAUUAAGUCGGUUCUUACAAUAUAGAGAUCCUCGUGCACAAAGGCGCCACCCUUUGGUUGACCCGGUGGUUGUUUCUGAAAUCAGAAGAUGUCUUGAGGAAGGUGUUGAAUUCCAAGGUGAGCUCCUCAAUUUCAGAAAGGAUGGUACUCCUAUGGUGAACAGGUUACGGCUUGCACCCAUACAUGAUGAUGAUGGGACUGUAACACACAUUAUAGGAAUUCAAGUGUUUUCGGAGACAAAAAUAGACCUUAAUCGGUUGUCAUAUCCUGUCUUCAAAGAAAAUUGUGCCAUUAAAUAUGAUCUAUCAGGCAAAAGUGCUCAUCUGAUUGAUCAAUCACCAUUUGGUCAUCAUAAAGAAAUAUGUGGGAUACUGCAGCUUUCAGAUGAAGUCUUGGCUCAUAACAUUUUGUCACGCUUGACACCCCGAGAUGUUGCAUCUGUUGGAUCAGUAUGCCGAAGGAUACGUCAAUUGACGAAGAAUGAGCAUUUAAGGAAGAUGGUAUGUCAGAAUGCAUGGGGAAGAGAAGUGACUGGAACAUUGGAACAAAUGACAAAGAAACUCGGUUGGGGGCGCUUGGCUAGGGAACUUACAACUCUUGAAGCGGUUUGUUGGAGAAAAAUGACAGUUGGAGGAGCUGUGGAGCCCUUACGUUGCAACUUUAGUGCAUGUGCAGCAGGUAAUCGACUAGUAUUAUUCGGUGGGGAAGGAGUCAAUAUGCAGCCUAUGGAUGAUACCUUUGUUCUCAAUCUUGAUGCUGCAAAUCCCGAGUGGCGCAGAGUAAGCGUGAAAUCCUCCCCACCUGGACGCUGGGGCCACACUCUAUCUUGUUUGAAUGGUUCUUGGUUAGUGGUUUUCGGGGGAUGUGGCAGUCAAGGAUUGCUCAAUGACGUGUUUGUACUCGAUUUGGAUGCUCAACAACCAACAUGGAAAGAAAUCUCUGGUGGAGCUCCUCCAUUGCCUAGAUCCUGGCAUAGCUCCUGUAUGAUUGAAGGCUCAAAACUGGUAGUCUCAGGUGGAUGCACAGAUGCCGGUGUGCUUCUCAGUGACACAUACUUGUUGGAUCUAACAACAGACAAGCCAACAUGGAGAGAGAUACCCACAUCUGGGACACCCCCAUCUAGAUUGGGACAUUCUCUUUCUGUUUAUGGUCGGACAAAGAUUCUAAUGUUUGGUGGACUUGCCAAGAGCGGACACUUACGCUUACGAUCAGGCGAGGCAUACACCAUAGAUUUAGAAGAGGAAGAACCCCAGUGGAGGCAACUUGAGUGCAGUGCAUUCACCGGAAUUGGCGGCCAGAGUGCUGUGGUUCCUCCACCAAGACUCGAUCAUGUAGCAGUCAGCAUGCCCUGUGGAAGGAUUAUCAUUUUUGGAGGCUCCAUUGCCGGGUUACAUUCACCUUCUCAACUAUUCCUUCUCGAUCCUGCCGAGGAGAAACCGUCAUGGAGAAUUCUCAACGUUCCUGGGCAACCACCUAAAUUUGCUUGGGGCCAUAGUACUUGCGUCGUUGGAGGGACACGGGUUUUGGUAUUAGGCGGCCACACCGGAGAAGAAUGGAUACUCAAUGAAUUACAUGAACUCUGUUUAGCUAGCAGACAAGAUUCAGAUCUUUGAUUCUAUUUUAAUGUGGCAGCAAACACUCCAAAGGAAAAGUUGCUUCUAAGGAACCAAUUGAGACUCCUCAUAUUUUAUAGCACUGUAAGAACAAAAAUUUCCCACUCUUUUAGCUGUAUUAUGAUUUUGUUUUCUGUAUUUCUUUUCCUUCUUUUUGGUUUGUGUUUAAAUUUUGGUCUCCUGUAUAUAUUUAUAAAAAUAUAAUAUAGAUUGUGUUUUUUUUUCCUUCCA